AUGUUAACAUCACUAUCUGGCUGGAUCACUACCCUUUCUCUCAUCUUUGGCGGCUGCUGUAGCAAUGCAAUCACUCUGGAACAAAUCACAUCGCAGAACCCACACGCUGGAUCUAUAUUGACCUUUUUGCAAUUUUUAAUCAUUGCGCUUCACGGACUACCAACCUUCCUAAUAUGGACACGGCUAGGUCCCAGGUUUAAACCGCGAAGAGUUCCGAUCACUGCAUAUAUCGUUCAAGUCGCGUUGUUUUACCUCAUUUCUCUGCUCAACAAUGCAGCAUUUGCAUACCAAAUUCCUAUGGCCGUCCAUAUCAUCUUUAGAAGUGGGGGUCUCAUGAUAAGCUUGUUAUUUGGAUGGUUAAUAUCGAAGAAGAGAUACACGGCGACCCAAGUUCUCUCGGUCUUUUUGGUGACUUUGGGGGUUAUUCUGACGACCUUCUCUGCCCAGCCUUCAUCGAAAGGAAAGAUGACUGCAGACACAUAUACAUAUUCCAAAGGCAUUGGAAUCUUGACAUUAGCCCUUGUCCUUUCAGGUGCAUUAGGAUUGGUACAGGAUUGGUCGUUCACUAAAUACGGACGACCAACCCUUACUUCUAAAUCCUCAGACAUCCCACCUCAGUGGAAAGAGUCUAUGUUUUACCUUCAUCUCCUUGGUCUUCCUAUGUUUCUACCUCUUCUACCAAAGCUCGCAGGCCAAAUGCACGAGCUCAGCGUAGGCCCGCGAUCUCAAUUUGACUUUCCUAUUCCCAUUCCGACUACGGCAAACCUAACAACUGCAUUCCCCAUGAAUAUCAUCCCACCAUAUUCUCUCCCUCGCCUCCCGAUUCAGAUCUUUCAACAAUCAGAAAACGCUUCACUGUUAUCAAUCACUCAAGAUGCCAACUCCAACGCGAACGCGAUCCUCGUAUCUGUUUCUCUUCCGCAUAUCUACUUACCCCUUGUGUUGAACACCGUGACACAGCUUCUCUGCGUCGCGGGCGUGCACAGGCUGACGACGCGUGUCAGCGCAUUGACCGUCACCCUCGUCCUCGUCGUGCGGAAGGCUGCGAGCCUCAUCAUCAGUGUGAUUGGUAUAUCCAAAGUCGGCGCAGAAACUUGGGAUCUUACAAUCCGCGGUCUCAAGUACAUCGCCUCGUCGCUUGGAUUGACCAUCCUCGAGGACGGUUGGUCGGCGAAUAUGUUUGGAACGGAUCUCCGUUCUGUUAUGAGCUCGGUUGGUGGGACGCUAGUGGGCGUGGAGACUACAAAGCGCCGCCCACAGGUCGAUAACAGGAUGAUGUGGGCGGGCGCGUUCUUGGUUAUGCUGGGGACUGUCGGCUAUACUAUCGGUAGUCAGAAGAAAGAACCGGUGAAAGAAAAGAAAAAGGUAGAAUAG
This is a messenger RNA of Psilocybe cubensis, 1374 nucleotides long. RefSeq lists its product as uncharacterized. Gene Ontology annotation, molecular function: UDP-N-acetylglucosamine transmembrane transporter activity. Gene Ontology annotation, biological process: transmembrane transport. The coding region runs from base 1 to 1374 and encodes 457 amino acids. The record is from RefSeq and is a predicted model, not a curated record. Lineage: Eukaryota; Fungi; Basidiomycota; Agaricomycetes; Agaricales; Agrocybaceae. The transcript is spliced from 2 exons. Gene Ontology annotation, cellular component: endoplasmic reticulum membrane; Golgi membrane.